AUGGGAAAAGACAAUCAGACGUGGGUGAAUUCAUUCAUUCUCCUGGGGCUGUCUAGUGACUUGAAGACCCAGAUCUUGCUCUUUGUUCUUUUCCUGUCCAUUUACCUUCUGACUUUAUUUGGAAACAUCCUAAUCAUCAUUCUCAUCAGGCUGGAUUCCAGGCUGCAUACUCCCAUGUACUUCUUCCUCACCAACCUCAACCUUGUUGAUGUCUCAUAUGCUACAAGUAUUGUCCCCCAGAUGCUGGCACACUUCCUGGAAGAAGAGAAAACAAUUCCACGUGUGAGCUGUGCUGCCCAACUGUUUUUCUCUCUGGGUCUAGGGGGGAUUGAAUUUGUUUUGUUGGCAACAAUGGCCUAUGACCGCUAUGUAGCAGUUUGUAACCCUCUGCGUUAUUCAGCCAUCAUGCAUGUGGGCCUGUGUACCAAGCUAGUAGCUGCCUCCUGGGUCAGUGGUUCCCUGAACUCUCUCAUGCAGACUGCCAUCACCUUCCAACUUCCCAUGUGCACAAAUCAUGUCAUUGAUCACAUAUCAUGUGAGCUCUUAGCUAUAGUCAGAUUGGCCUGUGUGGACACAUCUUCCAAUGAGGUGGCAAUUAUGGCUUCUAGUAUUAUCCUACUCAUGACCCCGUUCUCGCUGGUCCUGCUGUCCUAUAUCAAGAUCAUCUCCACUAUCCUGAAGAUUCAAUCCACAGAGGGAAGAAAGAAAGCCUUUCAAACUUGUGCUUCCCACCUGACAGUGGUGACUCUGUGCUAUGGAAUGACCAUUUUCACUUACAUUCAGCCCCACUCAACCCCCAAUAUCCUUCAGGAGAAGAUGAUCUCACUGUUCUAUGCCCUUUUAAUACCCAUGCUGAAUCCUCUAAUUUAUAGUGUGAGGAAUAAGGAAGUGAAGGGAGCCUGGCAGAAGCUGCUUGGGCAAUUCUAUGAAUUAAAGUCAAAGCUGACUUCUUCGUGA
This is a messenger RNA of Antechinus flavipes (yellow-footed antechinus), 957 nucleotides long. RefSeq names its product olfactory receptor-like protein OLF3. Lineage: Eukaryota; Metazoa; Chordata; Mammalia; Dasyuromorphia; Dasyuridae. Bases 1 to 957 code for a protein of 318 amino acids. Gene Ontology annotation, cellular component: membrane. The transcript has a single exon. Gene Ontology annotation, molecular function: G protein-coupled receptor activity; olfactory receptor activity. Gene Ontology annotation, biological process: G protein-coupled receptor signaling pathway. The record is from RefSeq and is a predicted model, not a curated record.